Messenger RNA from Ostertagia ostertagi, 570 nucleotides. Lineage: Eukaryota; Metazoa; Nematoda; Chromadorea; Rhabditida; Trichostrongylidae. The record is from the annotation of a GenBank genome assembly.
AUGGAUUUAUCAAUGUCCAACGCUUUUCGUAUGCUUCUACAGAUGCGUCUGCUGAAUUCAAUGGGCAUGCAAGAGCCACCGAACGUCGACUCAAUCGACCUUUCGCCGUCAACGAUCGAGGAAAUGCUUGAGGCGUUGGGAGAGAACGACAAAAUUGAGCACGAUCAAGAAGAGAAAACUUUCAUCAUGGCAGUCGAUCCCUCCGACGGUAUUGAUCCUGAUAUGUUGGUCGCACGAUUUCCCGUUUCGCUCACUACGAUGGUCCGGAAAGUUUCGAGGGCGUAUUUGCAUGUGUACCUGCACGUUAGCAAUGGGCCGUUACCGGAGCCUGAAAUCGUGACGGUGGUGGUCAGAGAGCGGCUGCUGAACGGAGAUAUUGGCGAUGUAGUCGCUACAAACCCUGUCGAAAUACAGCGAAGCGGCAAAGCUGUUCUGCCAUUGAAGUCCUCCGAUGUCGAAAGGUGUCCUCCAAAACGCUUCGCUGAAGAUAAGAGUCAGAUUUGGUGUCGUAAGUCCGGUUCGGCGGUACCACCACCACCACCACCUUCAAUCAGGUCAGAUUUGAUCUGA